This is a messenger RNA of Talpa occidentalis (Iberian mole), 1560 nucleotides long. RefSeq names its product shisa family member 9 (gene SHISA9). Gene Ontology annotation, biological process: regulation of short-term neuronal synaptic plasticity; regulation of AMPA receptor activity. Lineage: Eukaryota; Metazoa; Chordata; Mammalia; Eulipotyphla; Talpidae. The coding region runs from base 1 to 1275 and encodes 424 amino acids. The record is from RefSeq and is a predicted model, not a curated record. The transcript is spliced from 5 exons. Gene Ontology annotation, cellular component: dendritic spine membrane; AMPA glutamate receptor complex; postsynaptic density.
AUGCGCCGCGUCCUCCGGCUGCUCCUCGGCUGCUUCCUCACCGAGCUGUGCGCCCGCGUGUGCCGCGCGCAGGAGCGAGCGGGGCACGGGCAGCUGGCGCAGCUGGGCGGCGUGGUGGUGCUGGCGGGGGGCAACCGCUCCGGGGCAGCCUCCGGAGAGGCCGGCGAGGGCGCGGGGGCCUCGGACGCGCCCCCGACCCGGGCUCCCACGCCGGACUUCUGCCGGGGCUACUUCGAUGUCAUGGGCCAGUGGGACCCGCCGUUCAACUGCAGCUCGGGCGACUUCAUCUUCUGCUGCGGGACUUGUGGCUUCCGGUUCUGCUGCACCUUCAAGAAGCGGCGCCUGAACCAAAGCACCUGCACCAACUACGACACCCCGCUCUGGCUCAACACCGGCAAGCCCCCGGCGCGCAAGGACGACCCCCUGCAUGACCCCACCAAGGACAAGACCAACCUGAUCGUUUACAUCAUCUGCGGGGUGGUGGCCGUCAUGGUGCUCGUGGGCAUCUUCACCAAGCUGGGGCUGGAGAAAGCGCACCGGCCCCAGAGGGAGCACAUGUCCAGGGCCCUUGCGGAUGUCAUGAGGCCACAGAGCCACUGCAACACUGACCACAUGGAGAGAGACCUCAACAUUGUGGUCCAUGUCCAGCAUUAUGAGAACAUGGAUACCCGAACCCCCAUAAAUAAUCUUCACACCACCCAGAUGAACAACGCAGUGCCCACCUCCCCUCUGCUGCAGCAGAUGGGCCACCCGCAUUCCUACCCCAGCCUGGGGCAGAUCUCCAACCCCUACGAGCAGCAGCCGCCGGGCAAAGAGCUGAACAAGUACGCCUCCUUGAAGGCUGUGGGAAGUUCUGAUGGUGACUGGGCAGUGGCGACACUUAAGUCACCUAAAGCCGACAAGGUCAACGACGACUUCUACUCCAAGCGCCGGCACCUGGCCGAGCUGGCCGCCAAGGGCAACCUGCCCUUGCACCCCGUGCGCGUGGAGGACGAGCCGCGGCCCUUCAGCCCCGAGCACGGGCCGGCCAAGCAGAACGGACAGAAGUCCCGCGCCGGCAAGAUGCCCCCGCACCCGCUGGCCUACAACGCCACCGCCAACUUCAAGGGCUGGGACCCCAACGAGCAGUCUCUGCGGCGGCAGGCCUACGGCAACAAGGGCAAGCUGGGCACGGCCGAGUCGGGCUCCAGCGACCCCCUGGGAACUCGCCCCCAGCACUACCCGCCCCCACAGCCAUACUUCAUCACCAACAGCAAAACAGAGGUGACUGUCUGAGCUCUCGCCGCAGGGAGCAUCCUGGAGACCACACUCAACUGAGAGGCAAAAAAUUCCCCGGCCCGCACCUUCCCUGUCCUCUCCCCACCCCAGCCCGGCCACCCUCCACAUGCACUGACCCCACCAUCACCUACGGGUGACGUGGAAUCACGCUUUUCCUGGGUCACGCCUGACACGUGGCGGUGGGCAGCCGAACCGAAGCAUGAACGUUCAGCAAUACAGCAAAGGGAAACUGAGGCACACGCUUUCCACUUCCGGCCCACGGGGGCUGACUCACCUGCCCAA